Messenger RNA from Sporothrix schenckii 1099-18, 1725 nucleotides. Its product is annotated as major facilitator superfamily protein. Gene Ontology annotation, molecular function: transmembrane transporter activity. Gene Ontology annotation, cellular component: membrane. Gene Ontology annotation, biological process: transmembrane transport. The record is from RefSeq and is a predicted model, not a curated record. Lineage: Eukaryota; Fungi; Ascomycota; Sordariomycetes; Ophiostomatales; Ophiostomataceae. The transcript has a single exon. The coding region runs from base 1 to 1725 and encodes 574 amino acids.
AUGGCCGACAUUGAGAACGCGGCCCAAGAGCCGCCCAAAGGGCCUCCCAGCGAUACGGUUGCUGACAUUGUCGAUCCCACAAACGGCCAUGACGCGACCGGCAAGACCGACAAGACCGACAAAGGCGACGAUCUCCCGCCACCCGACGCAUCGGUUGCGUCGGCCGAGCUCCUGCUGCCCAUCGGCGAGAUCGACCCCGUCUACGCGGCCAAGGCGCGCGUGCUCAACCAGGCCGUGCAGGCCAUUGGCAUGGGGCGGUACCAGUGGCAGCUGUUUGCCGUCGUGGGCUUCGGCUGGGCCAGCGACAACCUGUGGCCGAUUGUGACGUCGCUCAUCUUUACGCCCGUGACCAACGAGUUCCAGCCGGCGCGGCCGCCGCUGCUGACCCUGGCGCAGAACCUGGGGCUGCUGGCGGGCGCCGUCUUCUGGGGGUUUGGCUGCGACAUCUUUGGGCGCCGCUUUGCCUUUAACGCGACGCUGGGCCUGGCCGCCGUCUGGGGCAUGAUUGCGGCCGGCUCGCCCAACUUUGCGGCCGUGGGCGUCUUUGACGCCUUCUGGUCCUUUGGCGUCGGCGGCAACCUGCCCGUCGACUCGGCCAUUUUCCUCGAGUUCUUGCCCGCGUCGCACCAGUAUCUGCUGACGAUCCUGUCGGUCGACUGGGCGCUCGCGCAGGUGGUGGCCAACCUGAUCGCCUGGCCGCUGCUGGGCAACCUGACGUGCCAGGAAGACGUGGCCGCCGCCGGCCAGUGCACGCGCGCCGCCAACAUGGGCUGGCGCUACUUUGUCAUCACCAUGGGCGGCCUGACGCUCAUCAUGUUUGCCAUCCGCUUCCUGUGCUUCACCAUCUACGAGUCGCCCAAGUACCUGAUGGGCCGCGGCCUCGACGCCGAGGCCGUGCAGAUUGUGCACGAAGUCGCGCGCCGCAACGGCACGACGUCCGACCUGACGCUGGCCGAUCUGCAGGCCUGCGAGCCCGCGGGCUACGUCCACCCGGCGGCCGGGGCCGGGGCCGGGGCCUCGUCCGACGCGUCCGCCGCAAACGCCGGACGCGGCAGCAGCGCCCGCGCCAAUGCCGCCACGGCCAUCCGCCGCAAGCUCGCCGAGGUCGACGCCGACCGCAUCAAGACGCUGUUCGCCACGCGCCGCCUGGCCCUGUCGACGGGCCUCAUCAUGGCCGUCUGGGCGCUGAUUGGGCUCGCCUACCCGCUGUACAAUGCCUUUUUGCCCUACAUCCAGGCCACCCGCGGCGCCCACUUUGGCGACGGCUCGACCUACCUGACCUACCGCAACUCGCUCAUCGUCGCCGUCCUCGGCGUGCCCGGCGCCCUCAUUGGCGGCUGGCUCGUCGAGCUGCCCCGCUUCGGCCGCAAGGGCACCCUGGCCCUCUCCACCGCCGUCACCGGCGUGUUUUUGUACGGCUCCACCACCGCCCUGACCUCCAACGCCCUGCUCGGCUGGAACGCCGCCUUCUCCUUUGCCAGCAGCGUCAUGUACGCCGUCCUCUACAGCUUCACCCCCGAGCUGUUUCCCACCCCGCAGCGCGGCACCGGCAACGCCCUCGCCGCCACCUGCAACCGCAUCUUUGGCAUCAUGGCCCCCAUCAUCGCCAUGUUUGCCAACCUGCAGACGAGCGCCCCCGUCUACACGAGCGGCGCGCUGUUUUUGGCGGCCGGUGUGCUGGUGCUCCUUCUUCCGUUUGAGUCACGGGGGAAGCAGGCCUUGUAA